GAUCGAGCCCAGUCCAGAGGAAACCCUCCCAUUUCAGUCCAUCUCCCUUCGCUUCCUCACUUAAACCCCACGCCGCACCCCUCGCCGCCGGCCGCCGCCACGCCCUCACGAUGGCUCACCUCCGCCUCCUCCUUUCCCACUCGCGCUGCCAUCCACAUCCCCACCGCCUCCUCCCGCUCUUCCGCUUCUGCACCUCCAACUCCGGCAACCCCCCACCGCCGCCCAUCAAGCCCGUCUCCUACGCCCCGAAGCCGAAGGCCCCACCCGAGGAGGCCCCCUCGCGGGAGACCCCGAGCGCUAGCUCCGAGUGGCAGGACCGGCCACCCAGGAGAUUUGACCAGCAGCCGCCGCGGCAGUUUACGCGGGAAGAGGUGCGGUUCGUCAAGGACGCGGGGCCCGCGAUCGCGCCGGUGUCGUACCCGAGCAGGGUUGCGCCGCUUCCGGGAGACCGUCCAGCGGAAGAAGGGGCCGGGGAAGUGGCGAAUGAGCAGGAUCUGCGCGGCGAAGCGGAGCGGAUUGAGAUGAAUGCUGAGCGGACGAGGAGGACCAUCUUCGGAGUGCCGGUGGAGGAGGAAACGGUGCCGUACCCAACGCUGAUACCCGUUGCGAAGCGGCCGCAGAAGGUCGCCAUUGAUCUCGUCGAUGCACUCCGCGAAAUCAAGACCAGUGCAAAUGAGAAGAAGCGGAAUUUUACUGAAACAGUGGAAGCUCAUGUGAUGUUAGGUGUUGAUCCACGUCGUGGUGACCAGAUGGUUCGUGGCGCCAUAACAUUGCCGCAUGGCACUGGCAAGACUGUUAGGGUAGCAGUAUUUGCGGAAGGGCCUGCAGCAGAGGAAGCUAGGGCAGCUGGAGCAGAUGUUGUUGGUGGCGACGAGCUGAUUGAGGAGAUUCGCAAAGGAGGAGGCAAACUAAGUUUCGACAAGUGCAUAGCAACCCCAAUGUUCAUGCCUCGGCUUUCAAAGGUCGCUAGAAUAUUGGGUCCGCGUGGUUUGAUGCCAAAUCCUAAGUUAGGUUCUGUGACCAAUGAUGUUUCUGGUGCUGUCAAAGCGGCAAAAUCAGGUCGUGUUGAUUUCAAGAUAGAUAAAACUGCCAUAGUGCAUGUUGGCCUUGGAAAGGUCAAUUUUUCUGAGGAGAGUUUACGUGAAAAUAUUGGUGCUUUCGUAAAUGCACUUUUACUUGCUAAGCCGGUGGGCUUAAAGAAAACUUCAAAAUAUGUUGGAUACGUGAAGAAGUUCACGCUGAGUAGCACAAUGGGACCUGGAUUUCCUGUUACUAUACCAUCACUAUCGGCAGCUGCUGAUGACUAUAGCAAGGUGCAUGUGAGCUAAGUCAGUGUAAAUCAAAUCUGAAUGAACCAUUUUAUUUUUGGGGUACUUGCAACCGGUUCCUUGCAAGUGGCUGGCCUAUCUCAGUGGAGCAUAGCGUUGGAUGGGUUGCUAUUCUGACAAAAACUAUCUGCAAACCUUAUCUCGUUAAAUGUCGCACGGUCACACAAAAUUAUGUGGUUUCUUUUGCUGGCCCACUCAUGUCGUCAUCCUCAUACUCAGUAAUUUAUUGUAUGCAAUCGCAAUGUAAUCUUGAGCUCAUUACUAGAGAACAUUUUUUCUUCUUUUUUCUUGGCAUAACUAGAAAAGACUGUAGUUGUAGGUCUGGCAUUUGAGUGAUCAAUGGCCACUAGGAACCAGUUUUUGCCGGGCUUAUGUUACUAUAGCUAGCGUGUUCGUUACAACUUCUGCAUAUUUGUGUGAUGCUGUUUGAAGUCCUCAUAUCAUCCAGCUUUUGCAUCUGGGAAAAUAAACUGGUUUGUGUUGUCUCU
Messenger RNA from Hordeum vulgare subsp. vulgare (domesticated barley), 1816 nucleotides. Its product is annotated as 50S ribosomal protein L1. Bases 111 to 1328 code for a protein of 405 amino acids. Lineage: Eukaryota; Viridiplantae; Streptophyta; Magnoliopsida; Poales; Poaceae. Gene Ontology annotation, biological process: translation. Gene Ontology annotation, cellular component: large ribosomal subunit. The record is from RefSeq and is a predicted model, not a curated record. The transcript is spliced from 10 exons. Gene Ontology annotation, molecular function: structural constituent of ribosome; RNA binding.